AUGGUGUCGUCUCUCGUUUCCUUCCUCUCCUUCCUCGAAUUGCCCGCGCCGUAUCAGCUCGAUCUGAAUCAUACUCCCACUUAUGAUGCUGCGCUGAUCGGAGUCGGUCAGCAAGGACACCCAGUUGGAGUUGCAGUGGGUGGAAUGCUAGAAAGAGACGGAAAUCUGCCAAAGACGAAAGAAAGAGAGAAAUCAAUAGAACUUGGAGAGGCAGAAAAGCCACGAACUGAAAUAAAAGAAAGAAGAAAGCCCUUGGGAGAAACAAAAACGAAAGAAGAUUCAAAAACAAAAGGAGAAGUGAAAGAAGAAGAAAAGCUACGAAUAGAAGCAAAAAAAGGGGAAAAUACAGUAGGAAAAACAAAAGAAGAAGGAAAGGCAACAGAAGAAUCGGGAAAAAAAGAUAAACAACGAACAGAGAUUGAUAAAAAAGAGAAACCGCUGGGAGAAGUUGAAAAAGAGGCGAAGCCAACAGGAGAAACAAAGGUAGAAGAAAAGUCACGAACAGAGAUGAGAGAAGAAGGAGAGGCACUUGAGAAAUCAAAAGAAGAAGGGAAAUCACCAGGAGAAAGGAAAGAAGAAGGAACGCUAGGAAAAGUGAAUAAAGAAGGAAAGCUACAAAGAGCGAAGAAAGAAAAGGGAAAAAUAACAGGAAAACUAAAAGUAGAAGAAAAAUCACAAACAAGAGUGCAAGAAGAAGGAAAGGAAAGAGAAAUGGAUAAAAAAGGAACAACACAAGGAGAAGCGAAUAACGAAGGAAAGUUACCAAGAGAGACGAAAGAAGAAGGAAAGAAACCAGGAGAACACAAAAGAGAAGAGAAACCACAAACAGUGAAACGAGGAAAUAAAGUAGUAGAAACAAAAGAAGAUGGAAAGCCUUUGAGAGAAACAAAAGAAAGACGAAAGUCACUGCGAGAAAUGAAAAAAGAAGGAAAGCAAGGAGAAGAAGGAGGAGGAGUUGAGCCACCGGAAGGAGUAACGACACCAGGAGGAGGAGGAGGAGUAGGAAGAGGAGUAGAGCCGCUGGGGAAAACGUCACCAGGAGGGGGAGGAGGAGGUGGUGGUGGAGGAAGAGUAGAUACGCCGGGGAUAACGUCACGAGUAGGAGGAGGAGGUGGUGGAGGAGGAGGAGUAGAACAGCCGGAAAUAACGUCACCAGGAGAAGGAGGAGUACAGCCGCCGGGGAUAACGUCACCAGGAGGGGCAUUAGGAGGAGGGAGAGGAGUAGAGCAGCCGGGGAUAACAUCACCACCAGAAGGAGGAGGAGGAGGAGGAGUACAGCCGCCUCAGAUA
Cylicostephanus goldi is the source of this 1290-nucleotide messenger RNA. The record is from the annotation of a GenBank genome assembly. Lineage: Eukaryota; Metazoa; Nematoda; Chromadorea; Rhabditida; Strongylidae.